This is a messenger RNA of Neocloeon triangulifer, 1060 nucleotides long. It is a transcript of the gene Ing5, whose product is annotated as inhibitor of growth protein 4. Gene Ontology annotation, biological process: regulation of DNA-templated transcription. NCBI's taxonomy places the organism in Eukaryota, Metazoa, Arthropoda, Insecta, Ephemeroptera, Baetidae. The transcript has 5 exons. The record is from RefSeq and is a predicted model, not a curated record. Gene Ontology annotation, cellular component: nucleus. Bases 207 to 989 code for a protein of 260 amino acids.
UCCCGGUGCGUUUGUGCUUCUUGUUGUGGUCCGCAAUUUUCUUGUUUAUCCAAUUUUGACCAUCAAACUUUUGCGAUUGAGCCUUUCAAACUUUUCUAAUUCAAACCGCUUUCGCUCACCCUUCUUACGGUUGUCCUCGUCCAGCACAACGGAGUCUCAUCCAUAAUCUUGAAGCCCGAGGAAGUCCGAUAGCAAACGGAACAAAAAUGACAACCGCGCUUUAUUUGGAGCACUAUUUGGACAGUUUGGAGCAUUUGCCCAUUGAGCUGCAGAGAAACUUCACUUUACUCCGCGAUCUGGACGCUCGAGCCCAAAAUCUGAUGAAGUCCAUUGACAAAUUGGCCACCGAGUAUUUAGAGGGACUUGCAUUUCCAACCAACAAAUCCAGUAGCACCAGCAGUGACAAGAAGAAAGAGCUCAUUUCGAAUAUACAGAAAAUGUUCAACAAGGCCAAGGAGUACGGCGAUGACAAAGUUCAGCUGGCAAUCCAAACUUACGAAUUGGUUGACAAACACAUAAGAAGGUUAGACUCAGAUUUGGCCCGCUUCGAAGCUGAAAUCCAAGAGAAAGCGGCUGCUGGAAGUACUAGAUCUGUUGAGGAAACUCCAGGAAACAAAAGCAAAGCUGGUCGGAGUAAGAAGACAAAAGAAAAGGACAAGAAACGUUCUACUAGAGACAGCUCUGACGAUGAAGCUACCAAAUCAAGGAAGAAGCAAAAGAGAGGUGGCAGCAAAGCCCAGGCGGCAAAAGUUUCCGAAGCAGCUAUUACGACACCCCUCACUCAUCCGUCAGAUGUCCUGGACAUGCCCGUUGAUCCGAAUGAACCAACUUAUUGUCUGUGCCACCAAGUAUCGUACGGAGAGAUGAUAGCGUGCGAGUAUCCAGAUUGUCCCAUCGAGUGGUUCCAUUUUGCUUGCGUCAAUCUGACAACGAAGCCAAAAGGCAAGUGGUACUGCCCGAAGUGCAUAGAAGAAAGGAAGAAAAAGUAAACUGGACAAAUUGUCUUUACAUUCAAGCAAUAUUUUUUCCGUUUGUAAUAUAUUAUUUUUUUGAAACUUCA